Carassius auratus (goldfish) is the source of this 3005-nucleotide messenger RNA. Its product is annotated as rab11 family-interacting protein 4B-like. Bases 310 to 1833 code for a protein of 507 amino acids. The record is from RefSeq and is a predicted model, not a curated record. Gene Ontology annotation, biological process: endocytic recycling; regulation of cytokinesis. The transcript is spliced from 13 exons. NCBI's taxonomy places the organism in Eukaryota, Metazoa, Chordata, Actinopteri, Cypriniformes, Cyprinidae. Gene Ontology annotation, cellular component: cleavage furrow; midbody; recycling endosome membrane.
UUCUGUGAGUGUGUGGAGGGAGGUUGUGUGGUCAAGCAAGUCUGAAUUGUGCAGUGUGUUAGGACAAGUUUCAGAAACUUUUAGAUUCAUUCUUGCAAUGAGCAUAUAAUCAGAUAAGGAUUCUCUCUCUCUUCCUUGAUUAUGGACUACAGUAGCUAAGGACUUUUGAACAGAAGUUUACUACUGGAUGAGGCCUCACCUGUUUCGUUUUGAGUUGGAUGUCAACAGUGAACUGUGAGGAGUGGAAGAAGAGAUCAUGGUCACUCGGUUGUGAGAGACAAGUCAGGAUAGGUCAGGAUACCAGUUAUCAUGUCCAUCCAGGAGUGCCCAGAGAGUCCAAUGCUCGAGGAUGAGGAGGGUGAGGAAGACAGAGGGGUGGAGAGGGAGUCAGACAGAGACAGUGCAAUAGACAGUACUCUGUCGUCAGAGAUCUCAGAUGGAGGCAGAACUGCAGAAAAAGAGGAUGGGAUUGGACUUUGCCUCGCAGGAGAAAAGUGUGGUCAGAUGUAUAAUCGUUCCGAGACAUCUGAUCAUUCUACACGUUCAUCUGCUUCAUUAAAUGAGGGGCAGUUUGAGGACUAUGGAGAGGGAGAGGACGGAGACUACACUCCAAGCAGUCCCUUUCCAGAUGAUGAGAUCCGCAUUAAUGGAUGUUCAGAUCUGGGCUCUUCUGUUUCCUCCAGUGCUGGUCAGACUCCUCGGAAGAUGCGCCAUGCUGGUAACCAGAUGGAUGUGUUUUGCUCUCAGUGUUAUAAGAGGGUCAGUCUGCUCAAAGACCUGGAGAACAGGCUGAAAAAUCUCAAAACCAACAGCCCAAACAGAAAGAUCUCCAGCGCUGCGUUUGGAAGGCAGCUGCUCCACAACAGUAACCUCAGCAGUAGUAACGGCAGCACAGAGGAUUUGUUCCAUGACAGCAUUGACUCCAGUGAAACAGACAUUACUGAGAAGGUGAGUUACUUGGACAAGAAAGUGACAGAGCUGGAAAAUGAGAUUCUGAUGAAUGGGGAUGUCAAGUCGAAGCUGAAACAGGAAAACAUACAGUUGGUUCACAGGAUUAACGAGUUGGAGGAGCAGCUAAAAGACCAGGAGGUCAAAGCAGAGAGCAUGAUGGAUGAGGAGCUCAGGAGACACAGAGAGGCCUACAGCCGACUGGAGAAAGACAAAAACACACAGAUAGAGCUGCUCACAAAUCGAGUAUACCAGCUAGAGGAGGAAAAUGGAGAGAUGGCAAUAAACACGAACCGACUUAAAGCCCAGACAGAGAAACUGGAUGAGGAGAGACGGCGGUUGACGGAUAAGCUGGAGGAUGCAAGCCUACGGUUGAAGGAUGAGAUGGAUCUGUACAAUAAGAUGAUGGACAAGCUACGACAGAACAGAAAUGAGUUUAAGAGGGAGAGGGAUACCAUGCAGGAGCUAAUAGAAGACCUUCGGCGAGAACUGGAGCACCUCCAAAUAUACAAGGUGGAGGCAGAAAGAAUGGGGCAUGGCCGCAGAUCUUCCAUUAGCCUAUCAGAAUACAGCACACGAACACGUGAGAAUGAGCUGGAACAGGAGGUCAAGAGACUAAAACAGGAGAACCAGAAACUGAGGGAACAGAAUGAAGAUCUAAAUGGUCAGCUUCUCAGUCUAAGCCUCCAUGAGGCCAAAAACCUGUUUGCCACACAGACAAAAGCACAGUCUCUGGCCAUGGAGAUUGACCAUGCCUCCCGUGAUCAGUUGAUGGAAGCCCUCAAGGAACAAGAGGAGAUAAACUUCCGACUCAGGCAAUACAUGGACAAGAUAAUUUUAUCUAUUCUGGACCACAACCCUUCUAUUCUGGAAAUCAAAAACUAAGCAGUUUAAAAACUUAACUGUGGAUCUAGAGCUCCCCCUGAGGUAGCACUGAACCUCAAAUGACUUGUGCCUCUGUAUGCACAAUAACUACAAUGUGCUGGUGUUCUGUGCACCUUUCUCAUGCUACAGAAAUCUUAAAUAUACUGGUUAAUAUUCCAUGCACUUUUUAAGGACAUUUUUGCUGCUCUGUACAACAAAAAUGAGUUUUAACUGGAAUGUAAUUACUGAAUUUCACCAACUAAUAUGUGUAUACUGCAUAUGAUACUGGAUGUUAUCACAGUGUAUUUGAGUCAUAUGGAUGGUAUACUGUAUGCUUGCUGAGUUUGCACUGGGAUGUGAUGAGAAAGGUUGAAUGAUAAAAAAAAGAGAGAGAAAUAACUACCUAUUUGAUGUCCAUCGAAGCCUGUCCCAUUCAUAGUUGAAGAUUCAAGUAUGAUCAGAGGAAAGAGACAUAUUAUAUAUGUUAUGAUUUUGGUGAGAGAGAUUUAGACUUUUUGUCUUACUAUUAUACGAUAUGGCAUGUGAGGGAAUGAUGUAAGGAGAGACAAAUUAGAAAAAUAGGGGAGAGGUAAUUGAAACUGGAACUUGAAAAGGCAGUUGCCUGUAGUAAAAGACAUACAUUUUAAAGCAGGGCAGUGCUAGUCUAUGUUUGCAAUGUAAAGGUGAAAUGUUUAUUCUGACAUUAUACAUGCAAUAUCUGUUAUCCAAAAAGGAGUGAUAAUUCAAGAGGAUGAAUGUAAAAUGUCAUUGUGAAUGUACCAAACAAGUAGUAUUUUGUAAAUAGUCAGUUCAUCAGCUGAAUUAUGUUCUUAAUAGCCUUAAAGAACUUGCACUUGGUAUUUUAAACUAAAAUAAUAUUUAGUUAAUAAUUUCAAAUGCAACAUUUUCAUGAUUUUUGUAUGUACAAAAGCAUGUACAACAGAUAAUGCAAAUGUAAAACACACAGAAAAGUGAAGUAUUCCUAUACCAGGAAGUUUUCAUAUUUUGAAUGUCAGACAUUUUUUAAAUGUAAAAUUAAUCUGAAAAUGACAACUUUUUUUGAGUAUCCUAAAAGUGUCCCCCAGAGUUACACAUUUAUCUUAUUCAGUCAAUAGAUUGUAUGACAAUAUCAACCAUCUGAUUUAUUCUGUGCUGAUCUAGGCCUACGUUCAGAAUCUGUCAAUUACAAAAAA